Melitaea cinxia (Glanville fritillary) is the source of this 6252-nucleotide messenger RNA. RefSeq lists its product as uncharacterized. The coding region runs from base 148 to 6123 and encodes 1991 amino acids. The record is from RefSeq and is a predicted model, not a curated record. Gene Ontology annotation, molecular function: O-methyltransferase activity; RNA methyltransferase activity. Gene Ontology annotation, biological process: piRNA processing; siRNA processing; RNA methylation. The transcript has 20 exons. Gene Ontology annotation, cellular component: nucleus; cytoplasm. NCBI's taxonomy places the organism in Eukaryota, Metazoa, Arthropoda, Insecta, Lepidoptera, Nymphalidae.
GUCAAAAGUGACAGCCGGUAAGAGAAUUUAUGAAUCAAAACAAAACACUAAAACAGUGGUGAACAUGUGAACAUCAUUUUAAAUACGUUAGCCACAUUAUCAGGACAUAAAUGACAAAAUACGUAUCUUUAGUAUUUUUCCUUUAAAAUGAUAAUAACAUUGCAAACUUUGAUAUUCUUUCGGGAAUCUUUAAUAUCCGUGAUCGAUAGAUUGCUGAGGCCGUAUUACAAAAGAAUUACUGGGCAAUUGAAAACAAAUGACAACAGUGAAGAUGAAGACUCUUUUGAUGAACAUGUUUCUGCAGAAUAUGAUAAUGUUAAGGGGGUAGUAUUUUUUCCACCGGUAUGUGCGCAGCGGUAUGCCGCUGUCGUCGAUUGCCUUAUGGAUGAGCGUUGGAGUGGUCAAUUGGAAAAGGUUGUGGAAUUUGGUUACCAUGACUUGAGCUUUACAAAGUACUUGAAAGAUGUACCUGGAGUUAAACAUAUUCUUGGUGUUGAUCUUGAGAGCAUACCUCUUAAGUGUUCCUCUGACCUACUGGUAUGUGAUACCUAUGUGCCAAAGAGAGAAGAUCCAUUGUAUGUUACUCUAUUUCAAGGAAAUGCAGCUGACCCAGAUUAUAGGCUGAUAGGAUGUGAUGCAGUUGUAGCCAUUGAGAUGAUAGAACACAUGUUCCCUCACGACCUGGACAGAUUUGUUCAUAAUGUGUUCGGAUUUAUUAAACCAAGAGUAGUAGUUCUAACAACUCCCAAUGGUGAUUUUAAUGUCCUCUUCAAAUAUCUGCAACCAAAUGGUUUUAGAAGACUUGACCAUUUCUUUGAGUGGAGCAGAGAACAGUUUCAUGACUGGUGCAGUAACAUUGUUAGUCGCUAUCCACAGUACACGGUCGUUACUAAAGGAAUAGGCCCUGGACCCCCUGAUACAAAGCAUCUUGGUUGCUGUAGUCAGCUUGCAUUAUUUGUUGCCAAGGAAUAUCAGAAACAGCCCGAUUUAACACUCAACAGUCUGGCUCUUGUUGCAAGUGGACCUAGCCCGAAUAAUUUAAGUGAUAUAUCUGAUAGUUGGGAGAGCCCAGAUUCGAUCUCAGAUGAUAUGCUGUGCUUAGAAAAUAACGAUGAAUCAUACGCCAAGUUAUUAAUAAAUCAGCAAUCAUGUAUGACAAUAGUUAUAACAACAUCGCCUAUACUUUCUCUCGAAAAUCUGAGAUAUCAAGAUAAAACACUCCAGUGUAAUUUAGAUUUGGAACUAGGAAAGAAUUUUCUUAUGUUUGAUGAUGAGAUGCACUUCAAUGUACUUAUACCGAGCAGAAAAAAGUUUAAUAGAGUUUAUGAGAUAGAAGAUGUUGCCAGCAGGUUAAACUGUUCAACAAUUCAAGUAAAGAAAUUCACAAAAGUCACACAGGGUUUAAUGGCGAAGAAUAAGACUGAUAAUUUUGAUCAUACACGAGAAGUAGUUGAUGAAAUACGUUACUUAACUAAGAUGCUCAAUUUUAAUAAAGACAAAACAAAUGAGGAGUUCGGAGAACAUCAUGUUUGGUACAAUAUAAAUUGGGGAGAUAAUGCGCCUUACUGGAAUCAAUAUUACAAAAUUGUUAGGGAGUAUAAUUAUCCAUAUGAGGUUAAAUCCGAGGACAGCCGUAUUCUGGAUACAAUAUCGGAGGAAUUAAAUGCUUUCGUAGAUAGUGUGAUUCCUGGAGAUUUUUCGGGAGAAUCACAUAAAAUAGCGAUACCUAUUGAUCAAUUGAUGAAAGCUGUAAAACAUAUUACAACUGAUGUUGACAAAGUGAAGGAGCUUCUUGAUUGGAAUGGCUAUGAUAUAAUGGACGAUUUAGUGAUAUACACUCGUUUAGUGGUCGACAAUAUAUCUUUAGACACUCAAGAUGGUGUUCGGCAAGAGGAUGCUAGAUCCAAUUGGGACAUUUCUGGUGUGCAUUCCACUUCAAUAUCAGAUGAUAGCGCGGCUGUGCCAGCCUAUAAUGGUUUGCGCCGCUGUCUUCUACGCGCUCUUGAUCAGAAAGUACGUAAGCUACGAACAUUGCUUACUGCUGACGAAGAUAUAACAAUAGAAUUAGAUCGCAUCGUCUGUCGCUUGAUGAAAUUAGCUCUGUACACUAGUAAACAACGCCCAAAUCCACCGCCAGCUAAUUGGAUGCAGUUAAAGUUAUUUGACCUUCUCACUCUUGCGGAAAAAGCCAUUGAAAGAAGGAGACGACAUUACUUUGAGAGUUAUCAAAUGAAACCUAUUGAGUAUUGUGAGAAUUCAUUAUACACUUUUAAUAAAGUUAAUACAAUUCACAAUUUAACAAAUGCUAAUGAUCCGGUAACGUUUAAUUCAGACGUAUAUGACGUCAUUCUGAAAACAAAUGAUGACAUUAACGAAGAGAUUAUCAAUAAUUCUAUCGAAUUGGUUCCUUUAUUAUAUAAUAAUUAUUCAAAAAGCAAUGAAAACAAUGAUAACGAAAUAAGACGUAAUAGAAUUGAUUCUUUUCUAAAAAUGUAUAGUCCACCUAUUAUCAAUGAAGUAACAACUUCAAAACUAAGUAUUUGUAAAGCGAGUGAAACAAUUAUUGAACCCAUUUGUGAAAGCAAUCAAAAUAGUGAGUACAGAAAGAAACCUAAGAAAAUAAACACUGUUAAAAAGGUCAGCAGUAAAAUAAAUGGUCGAUACAAAAUUAAAAGAAGAAAAUCAAGAGAGCAUCACAAGCUACAAUCUAAAUUAUCGAAACCGAUUCCUGAUAGUUUGAUAAAACUUUGCAAUCCUGAUCGACAAGGGGAAAAAAGUUUGGAAGAAUUUUAUCAUUCAGUCAACUAUGAUAAUAAUGCUAAAAAUAUAAACCAAUUUAUAGACGCAGAACGUGAUAUAUCUGCUACUGAAGAGAGCCUAUUUAUAGGUAUAGUUACAGAAAACGGCGAAGAAUCUAUUCCAUUGCGUCGCAAUAUUGGAAUUGAUCCUCCUCUUGAAUUUGAAGUUGUUGACAACGAAGUAUUGGAAAGUGUUAUUAAUAUAACAAAAGAUGAGGACUUUCUCUGUAAGACAAAUAAAGAUACAGAAAGUAUAGCUUCAGAGACGAUUUUUAUAUAUGACAUAAAUGAACCAACAACAUCGAGGGGCAUUCGAAAAUUUAGUACAGAUGCUCAAUGUGGUCCAGACGUCUCUUUAACUCGUGUAGCAAUUUCGGCUACAACUUCAUCGUCUGUAAUACCAAAUAUUUUCUCCAACGGUAUUAAAAUAGAAGAUUCUGAAACUAACACACAAAUCACUAAAAAAACUAGCGAGUUUGGUACGUGUACUGAAUUCACCAACAAUGCAACAAGAAUGUGUUAUUUUCCCACAGCUAUGGGUAUUACAAUUAAAGAUUCUGAUGGUGAUAUGUUUAACGUAAAAUGUUUAACAAUGACACAGGCAACGGAAGAACUUCCUUUUAUUUCUAAUUAUCCUAAAGAAUGUGCUAACUCAGAUACUAAAGUCUUAAAACCUGAAUCUAGCGUUCUUAAAGUAGGAGAUUCUGGUUCUGAAAAUAGUUGUAUAAUCAGUUUGCCAAAAUCACCGUCACAAUUCACAAAUUCACUGAAAAAUAUGAGCGACAUAUGCAUCCAAUCAUUUAGCGAAGAAAACGUUGCGGCCCAAAAAUCUCAAAUAAGCUAUAUUCAGAAAAACCUUAUUUGUGGAGGGGUUCAUGUGCACAGCUUUAAGGAACGUGUAGUUUCUGAAGAUGUACUUUAUCAAGGUGAAUGGCAACGCAUGCGUCCAACGCGUCGAAAAAAUUCUCACACUAUUGUUAUAAAAAGAAGCAAUUCACUUCAAAAGAAGAAGAAAUCAAACGACAUGAAACAGAUGAAUACUGUUAACGCUUCAGUAAAUUUAAAAGUAAAUAAACCAAAAAAACUACCUAUAAAACCAACAUUAAAAAGAAUCAAUACGAUGAAAACUAAAACGCCAGAUCGAGUCUUUCGUGAAAGCCGCAUAGUAGAUUUUAAUCCUGAACAACCCAAAAACAAAAUGAAAAUUUCUGACAAGAAAAAUUAUAUACCGCUGUAUUUAAGACGAAGAAAACGCCGCUAUAAUACUGAUUGUGAUAAUAAAAAUAAAUUUGAUACCAAGAUUGCAUGUUUAGAUAAAGAUAAAGUAGAAUUAUUCAAUUUUAUUAAAGAAAGUAUCAUUCGAGAGUUAUUGAAAUUUACCGCCACUACGAAAAUUAAAAAUGACUACAUAGUAUGUCGUAAUGAAAAUGAAUUAAAGGGUAGUGUCAGUCCAAAAUUUCCAACAUCUACCGAAGAAAGAAUUUAUAAUAACAAUAGUCACAACCGAAAUCAAAGUCCAACUUCUCAAAAUAGCUCCACUUGUUCAUCGCCUAAUAGUGUAGCCACUGUUCGCGCUGCAUAUACUCAAAAUACAACAAUAUCACACUGUAAAGGUGCGAGUAGUAAAAGUGCAUCUACAGAAAAAAGCACAACAGGUUUUGAAGCAGAAAAUAAAUUUGUAAAAAAUAAAGGUUACACAAAGCGUUACAAGAGCGUCAAAAAAUUUCUCACUAAAUCAACAGCUAUGUGCAGUAACAAAGAAAAUAUUCCAGAAUCAUCUAAAAAUAUUUCAUUUAGAAAAGAAAUAUCGAAGAGCAUCGCUGGUCCGUUCCUUGGAAAAACUAAGGGCGUUUUUAUGGCACAAUCUGCUACUGGAAACUCGACGCUUAAACCAAUUUCGGCAACGGUCAUAAAAAAAUGUUUCAAAAAUUUAAUACCCACUCACGAUAAUCUUAGAGAUAAUCAAACGUGUUACUUAACCGAUGACUCAAGGUCUAAUAAAAUAUUAAAAUGUACUAAGGACUUAGUUGAUAGCCCUAGUGAUUGCAGCGAUAAAGGGUUAACCGAGUCUAAUACCAUCAGCAACGACUCAUAUUUCUUACAAUCUGUAGAUGAUGAGCAACUUUCUCUUACUGGCAAUAAAGAAGAGAAUCCACACGUAUUCGAGAGUCCUAAACAGUCUGUUCACAAUACAGAUAGUAUUAUGUUUGCUAUAAGACAACUAAUAGAACAAAAAAUACAUAUCACUGAAACUAGUUCUCGCGAUAGCAUCGAUUCAGGAUCUGAAACAAUAAUAUUAAAUAGAAACGAUAUUCAUAACAGUAGUUUUAACAGCAGCUCAUCUCCUUUAAGUAUUACAACAGUUAUUGCUACAGAAGACAAUAUUUUAGAAAGUGAUAUUGAAAAUGCAUUACGUGAUCUUUCCAAAUCAGAUAAAAACGUCUCAAUUACAAAUUAUACUGAUGCCAAAACAACGCUAAAAGAAAUCGACUCUCUUUCAAUGAAAUCAAGCGACUUAUCAUCAGUAUCGACUUCAAAAUUUUCAGAGUACUAUUUAGCAGACAACGAAUUCGAUAACACAUUAAAUAUAACUUCGGUACAAGAUAUAUUUGAACGAAGUGAUCGUAGUACUAUAAAUAAUAUAGACGGUCUUUUAGCUGCACAGGCUUUUAGCGGAUUUUCAAUAAAUACUGGCUCAUUUGUAAGAGAUCGUAUAGAUAAUGUGAACUUGAUUGAUUCUGAAACUGCUAGUAUAGCGUUAAGUUCUGCAAGACAAGCUGUUUCAGAGGAAUUGUUUGUAUCUGGCCGAUCUUCUGAUACUUACGAAUCGUGCCUCGUUGAUGAUGAUAUAAGUGUUCCUAAUUGGCUUUUCAAUGCCAUCAGUCAACAACCAUCGAUUGAAGAAUCAGAAGCUGAAGACGAUUUUCUUCCAAUUCUACUGGGAGAACCAGUUUUCGAUCUGAAUGGAAACGAAAUAGAACCAGGGGUUGGGAUUGGUGCCGGUGCUGGUGAUGGGAGGGGUAUACACAGUGACCAAUCUCAGGACAGCUCUGGGAGAGGGACCUCGCUUAGCUCAAGUGCUUCGUCUGGACCAAGUGAGGCUAUAUUGGUAGAUUUAUCGAGUAUUACCACUAGAGAACCGCAUAACGUUCACGAACCAAUGAAUAUUCCUGAAAUAAUUGUAACGAAUCUCUCUCAUGGGAAUAAUGAAGGGAACGAUACCAAUGAUACUGAACUGGAGAGGAAUACAAAUGUGCAACUUACAAGCGAUGUUGACGCUGAUGUUAGUUCGUUGGACACAGACGCAAUUGACUCUGAUGACUGAUGUGAAUAAAAUCGUUACAAAAGUUUUCCAAAUUUAAAAGUGUCUUCUAAUGUUUCUAUAUAUUUUAAAUCUUAAAAUUAUCGUAGGAUAUUAAUUUGUAGGAUAUUAAUUUUAUUAAAUUAUUGUAUU